AUGGCAAUCCGCUGCAACUCUUGUCAAAAUGUGUGCCUUCCUCACCAUGUUGGCACUUGCAAGAAGUGUUACGAUGGAGUCCGCGAGGCUAAGGAAGAGCUCAUGGAGGAGAUCAAUGUCCUUAAGGCCAAAGUUGAUUUCCUUCGCUUAUCGUCUUCUCUCGAUCAUGGCAGUAGCUCCAAGUCAUUCACUGACGUUGUUCUCAUCGCUUAUUCUGAGGACGGCGUAGCCUCACCUCCUAUUACUGCUCAUAAAGCCAUUCUGGUAAGUCGUUCAAGAGUCUUCACAGCAAUGCUUGAGAAUGAGACGGAAGAAUCCCGUAGUGGCAUAGUAAGGAUCAGUGACGUCUCUUAUGAUGCGCUUCGAACGUUCGUCAGUUUUCUCUACACCACUGAAGUAUGUCUUGAUGAACAAAUGGCAUCCCAGCUUUUGGUAGUGUCAGAUAAAUUUGAAGUUACACACCUUAACGAUCGCUGCGAGAAGUAUUUGGUGACGAAGCUGACUCCAGAAAAUUCUCUCAUGGCGUAUGUCUUUGCACAACAGUACAACGCAAAACACUUGUCUAAUGCUGCAUUGACACAUAUUUUAGAUAAUAUGGAUAAGAUUAGUAAAACGGAGGAAUACAUGGAGCUCAAGAAAAGAGAUCCACAUCUUGUCGUUGACAUGUACGAGGCGUAUACAAUAAAAAAGUUGGAUAUUAAUCGUUUCGUGAUUAUGAAACAUGUUAAACUCUUCAAUUCUUUUGUCAUGCUUCUUUAG
Molecule: messenger RNA, 759 nt
Organism: Microthlaspi erraticum
Lineage: Eukaryota; Viridiplantae; Streptophyta; Magnoliopsida; Brassicales; Brassicaceae
Source: the annotation of a GenBank genome assembly